AUGGAUAUAAUAAGUCCAGACCCUGACGUUCUCGCCAGGGAUAAAAGCCUGGCUGCUGGCCACGGCCUUAUUUCUGCUCUAGGUUGUCGCCUCUGGGUUCCAGAAGAGGAACGUGAAAACCAUGACCGGCUCGUCAUAAUACACCGCGAACAAUUUUACUACUUAAACCCUGAUGGGUUCCCUAAAAAGGGCUCUAUAUUCAAACUUGAACCGCACAAAAUCGACUUGUGGAUUUUACAAACUUUCACCCAUACCUUCGACCUGGCCUCUCUCGAAUCUUUAGGAUCGGCUUGGUCCCAUGCACAACAAGACAACUUACCCCUUAUGGAAAUAUACCACGAAUAUUUUGAUGCACCAUGGCUCGAAAUCGAACCAAUAUAUUUACACGCUAACAUCACCGAAAUUUCCCAUUUAGGAAAAUUUUUAUACAAAGAACAUAAUGUUCCAGAACCUUUCUGCAGACACUCACGUGACAAAAAAUCAUUCACUGACGAUCUCGAUUCCGUACGACACUGGCUUCGACAACUGAUUAUGAGACAAUCCAACUUGGACGAUAACCACACAACCAUCACAGAGUCACUCAUCAGACAUCGGUGGCUCCUAAAAUACCAAAUUUCCUCUUCCCGGCUUUCCUAUUCUUCCACGUGAUGGGGUCCACCAGGCUUUUUGAAGCCUUUUAUAUUAUACUAAGCAUAGAUGAUAGUUUUUUUUUCUGCGUCUGGGUUUUAUAUGUAGAGGUUAUAUUACUAUACUUUUGUUCCUUUUAUUUUUUUAUUCCCUAAGUCCAAUUUCUCUAGUGUAAGGCGGUAGGAAAAGCUUCGGUUGGACCUCCACGGUUCUUUUUAUAUAUACACACCAGGGUGGCACUGUCUUCGGGCGGUUUGAUU
Molecule: messenger RNA, 887 nt
Organism: Rhizophagus irregularis DAOM 181602=DAOM 197198
Lineage: Eukaryota; Fungi; Glomeromycota; Glomeromycetes; Glomerales; Glomeraceae
Source: RefSeq, a predicted model, not a curated record